Lucilia sericata (common green bottle fly) is the source of this 1010-nucleotide messenger RNA. Its product is annotated as protein midgut expression 1. Bases 177 to 410 code for a protein of 77 amino acids. NCBI's taxonomy places the organism in Eukaryota, Metazoa, Arthropoda, Insecta, Diptera, Calliphoridae. The record is from RefSeq and is a predicted model, not a curated record. The transcript is spliced from 3 exons.
GACACUCAGUAGCGUUUGGUACGCAGUAAGUGGCGGUUGGUUAAAUUUUGAGGUCUAAUUUCUUUUAAUUCAAUAGAGUUUUAUUUUCUGCAAAAAACGCUUGCAUACAAAAAAACAAUUUAAUAAAAAAGUCAAACACCUUUUAAAAAGAAAGCAGACAAACAAAUUCUUACAAAAUGUGCAAGUGUUUGGCCGGAAAUGUUGCCUGCUGUUGUCUCAAUUGUGCAGUCGGAGUUUUAAUGUCUAUUAUUAGUGCGUUCCUGGUUAUCAUUAUAAUCGUUGGUAUUGUGGUAUACUUUGUUUAUUAUCACGAUGGUGACCACAGUGAUGAUGUUCAAAAUUCUGUGGAUAAAUUCAAGAAUGCCUUGUCGGAUAACUUCGAUAAAGCUUCAAAAAUUCUAAAUGAUUAAAUGAUUAAAUGAAAUAACUAUUCCUAAAAAAAAGUUCAUUUUAGUUUUGCAAAAUGAACGUGUAACGAAUCUCCAUCAUAAUUUUUCACCUAUAUAUACCUAAAUGUAUUUAUUAUAAUAUUUAUAUGCCUAUGUAAUGUGUAUUUAAUUUUUAAGACUUAAAUAUUUUAUAAUAUUGAAAUUUAUCUAAUGAAAACUAAAUCCUCCUAAUAAUCAUAAAAAUUACAACUAACUUAUAUUUAUGCAUUGAAUAUAACAAGAUUCACAACAAAACAAUCUUUCUCCAAUAAUAAUGCCAUUGUCUUAAUACAAAAAGUCAAAUCAAAAUAGUGGACCUGUAAAUUAAUAAUUAACUUAUUAAUUUUAGAAGAAGACAAAACAAAAAAAAUGUACAAUUUUUAAUAAAAUAUGUGCAUACAUUUAUUUUAUGUAUGUAUUAUAUAUAAUAUGUAUGAAUGUACAAUGUUAAAAUGUAUGUAAGUUUGUUUUGCAUGCAUUUGAAUAAGUUUCUCAGUUACUAUUAUUAUAUGUAUGAAUUUUUACUGUAACUUAUAUUUAUUAUAAAUAUUUAAUAAAUUUAAAUACAAAAAAAUAUGUAAA